Messenger RNA from Calliphora vicina (urban bluebottle blowfly), 2233 nucleotides. RefSeq names its product solute carrier family 25 member 44. Gene Ontology annotation, cellular component: mitochondrion. The record is from RefSeq and is a predicted model, not a curated record. Gene Ontology annotation, molecular function: branched-chain amino acid transmembrane transporter activity. Gene Ontology annotation, biological process: branched-chain amino acid transport; branched-chain amino acid catabolic process; transmembrane transport. The transcript has 4 exons. Lineage: Eukaryota; Metazoa; Arthropoda; Insecta; Diptera; Calliphoridae. The coding region runs from base 306 to 1313 and encodes 335 amino acids.
UCAGAAAAUUAGCAAUUUUGUUCUUGUGUUUUCUUCUUAUUUUUCACUCGAGUAAUACAUUUUAUAUUGUUGUGGAAUAUUUUUAAUAGCGAUUUCUUGUAAGAUCAUAUACAUAUAUUUAAUAUAAAUAACGAUAUUUUUCCGACGGAUAAAGAUACAUACAGAUAUUUUGAUAAAUAAUUGGUUUUCACAUAUGAACUCAUGACCUAAGUUAUUGCUACCACUGUGUGUGAGGGAGUGUUUUUGUUACUUAAAAAAGAAAAAGUUUUGAAAACACUUGGAAAAGGUCGAAAAGAAAAUAAGAAAUGAACCGCACAGCUAUUACUGUUGCAUCCGGUGUUACCAGCGGUUCCAGCAACACCUUAGAUGCACCAUACAUACGAACAAUCGAAUGGGACAUGAUGGACAAAACAAAAUUCUUUCCAUUGUCGAUGUUAAGUUCGUUUUCAGUACGUUGUUGUCUGUUUCCCUUAACAGUGAUAAAAACCCAACUGCAAGUCCAGCACAGAAGUGAUGUAUACAAAGGAAUGUUUGACUGUGCCUACAAGAUUUAUCGCUCCGAAGGAAUUCCAGGUUUAUAUAGAGGGUUUUGGAUAUCGUCGGUGCAAAUAGUGUCUGGAGUAUUUUAUAUAAGCACAUAUGAAGGAGUACGCCAUCUACUAACCGAUAUGGGUGCUGGUCACCAAGUAAAAGCUCUUAUAGGUGGAGGCUGUGCUUCGCUAGUUGGUCAGACAAUUAUAGUUCCUUUCGAUGUUAUAUCACAACAUGCAAUGGUACUAGGGAUGGCUCAUCAUGCUGGCGCCAAAGGUGAUAUAAAUCCUCUCGGAAUUCAAACAGGACCAGGCAGAAGCCGUCUAAACAUUUCGCUUGACAUAGCAAAGGAGAUUUUGCGAAGAGAUGGCUUUCGAGGUUUUUAUCGCGGCUACACCGCCAGUCUUAUGGCCUAUGUUCCAAAUUCUGCAAUGUGGUGGGCAUUUUAUCAUCUAUACCAAGAUGAACUUUGUCGAGUUUGUCCACCAUGGUUUUCUCAUUUGCUUAUACAAUGCAUUGCUGGAAGUUUGGGAGGAUUUACAACUACGAUACUUACCAAUCCUUUGGACAUUGUUAGAGCCAGACUACAGGUCCAUCGACUUGAGAGUAUGAAAAUAGCUUUUCAACAACUGUGGCGGGAGGAGAAACUUAACUGUUUCUUUAAAGGAUUAUCGGCGCGUUUGGUACAAUCGGCUGCCUUCUCAUUUAGUAUAAUUUUAGGUUAUGAAACUAUUAAGCGUAUAGCAGUGGAUGAACAAUAUAAACAUCAAAUACGCUGGUAAUUAAACAUCAAUAAUAAAGAGCCCACCGUACGUCAGAGGCGGGAAUGCACAAAUUCAAUUGAAUUGAAAGUCCUGAAAUACAAAUGCAUUUACAUAAAAUUUAUUCAAACAAAAAUGCUUCAAACACUGAACGCCACAAAAGAGUAAUUAAUUUAAUAAACACUCAUUUCAAUAGUUAAAAUACAUUAAACAUGUAAGAGUUAUCGAUGCAUAUGUAAGUAUGUAUAAAUAUAUGCGUAUGUAUAUCAAGGAAAUGCGUAGCAAGAUUUCACCAAAGAUAUCUUAUUUAUGACCGAAUAGAGUCCGUUGUUGUUUUUUGUGAAAUUAUUUAUAUAACUUACUAUAGAUUUAAGAGUAUGUACACACAAUUAAACUCCUCAUGGAUUUGUAAAUAAGUGUUGUCGGUUACUAAACACCUUCACUCACCAAUUGCGGUAAAGAUAAUAUACAAUAUAUAAAUUCAUUUCGUUUUUUUUUUUUUAUUUUGUACAAACAAAUCUUUAGUUUUGUUUUUUAGCAAAUUAUAUAGUUAAUAGAUUUCAAUAUAAUAUAAAUAUUUAUUUAAAAUGAAAAUAAACACAGUUUGUAGUGUGUUUAUUUAUUACUACUAUUAUUUGUUAUAAUUGUUAAGUUUUAAACUAUUCUUUCUCUUUUUUUUUACCAAAUAGAGAUGCUUUCAUUGUUUUUCCUACUCUAUUACAUUCUUUAUUUACACUAAUUUAAACGCACUAGAACUAAAAAUACAAUUGUGUUAGGCAGUUGCAACAAAAGAUCAUUUUGUAAAUGUUUGUUACAUGUAUUUUUAAUCUUAAGCCAUUGUACAAUUAAAAGUUACAAAUAAACAUGUAUGUAAGUUUAGAAAAAUGUAAAAGAUUUUAAAGAAAAUAAUAAACAUUUUGAAAUCAAGAAGUACAAAUAAA